Messenger RNA from Hordeum vulgare subsp. vulgare (domesticated barley), 853 nucleotides. RefSeq lists its product as uncharacterized. The record is from RefSeq and is a predicted model, not a curated record. Bases 197 to 556 code for a protein of 119 amino acids. The transcript has 2 exons. NCBI's taxonomy places the organism in Eukaryota, Viridiplantae, Streptophyta, Magnoliopsida, Poales, Poaceae.
UGGGGAAAGGCACAGCACAAAGCACCUCCAGCUCACAGCACAGCAUCUGCCCCAGAAAGAACAAAGCUCAACUGGUGCCACCAUGAACUUAACCAGUGGAGGAUAGCUGCUCUCCAGCCUCCAGGAAUUAUAAGAGGAGCCUCCGGCACACGCUGCGCACCGGAGUUUCUCUGUCGGUCACCAGUCCCAUCUCAAGAUGACGAAAGGCGCUCUCGCUCUCUUUCUCCUCUUCCUCCUCGCCUUUGCCUCCCAUGGCGUAUCGUGUGCGGCAGCUGCGAGGAGCGCCAUGGCCGAGGAGGAUGCAACACAUCAUGAUCCGAGGUCUCAUCACCAUGAAGCCAAAGUGGGGAGGAUACAGACUGCCAGGAAGGUUGGGCGCGUGGCAGGCGGCUCUGGAGCAGGCAGCGGCGGGGGGAGGAACACCGGUGGUGGCACCACGGACACAAGGCCGCACAACACCAAGAACGGCGGCGCUGUGCCGCUGCCGGCUGCGGCGACCUCUGCUCUGGCGCUGAUCAUCACCACUACUGUCCUUCUCUCGGCGCACAGCUUCUGAAGCACUGAUCUUGUAGUGUUGCAGUUCCAGAAAUUCUUUGCCUGAUGUUUGUCAGUAGUAUGUGUUUACUGGCUAGUCUCCAUCCUGUCUGUGUAUGUUCUUGAAUUACUUUGAAUGAUGGAUUCUGCAAGUCACAUAAGCAUCCCAUGUUUGUUGUCAGUAAAACAAACAGGUAUUCAGGGAUCUACAUGUUAUGUUGACUAAUGACUAACCAGUGGAAUCAAAACUGUUCAUCAGUGUAAGCAAGAUAUAUUCAGCCGGCUCAAGAAGUUAGAUGUUUUGCUCCAUGGAUUUAAA